GCGGCCAUGGACAUGCCGUCUGUGCGGCUGCAAUGUGAUUUUAGUAAUUUUGAGUAUAGCAAAGCCAUCGAAUGUGGUGUCAAUCCCUCUUAUCCGCGCGAACUAAAUACAGUGCAACUUAAUCGAUGCACAAAAAACAUACGGAGCCAUUUGCAGAAGUGGAAAGUCGCUGCAUAUGAUGUGAAUGUCGAGUGGAAACUGAUCCUCCUGCGAUGUGGUUUGUUCGACGUCGAUGCAUACACUGAUAAGACAAUAUGUCCAGCGCAUAGAUACAAGUUAGGGUUCAGUUGGACUUCAUCAAGGAAAUGUUGUCAUCCACUCCAUAAAGGGAAAGGCAAACCAUUCCGUGGUGUGAAUAAAGCAACUAGCCGUGAGAUGUUUGAUCGAUGGGGUACCCUGGUCACAGUUGGAACAGGUAUCUGUAGAGGUUGUCUAUCUAAGCACAAACAAGCAGUUACGCACCAGACAGCGGAACAAUUACCACCUAGCGAUGUGCUCUCUAAGGAACAAGUAGAGCAGCAGUGUACAACCAGUGAUUUCACAUCGCCGGCUGGUGUACCAUCUCUCCAACCCACCGACACAGAGUGCACUUCAGUUCAUGAGCAGACAUCCGAGUCCUCAUCAACUAAUGGAGAUAUAACACAGGAUGUAGGUGCACUUGACUCUUCUUGGGCUCCAACCCCCCGACCAAAGAAUGUGAAGCUGCAAUCCCUGAACACUUUCCUUACUCAGGGUGGAAUGUCUGCUGUUGAUGGGCAGCUUCAUCUGUCAUUAGACAAAGCAUCUGAUAGCACCAUCCGUUAUUAUAGAAGGAAGGCAAAGGAAGCCUUUGGUUUAGUUCUUCAUUGUUUAGCACCAGGUCAAGAAGAUGGGCUCAUGAAGAUUACCAUCGGUGAAACAACUGCUGAAUCAUCACAAAGUGGUCAAGAUUUUGAUAGUAGUACCCGUUCUCUAGUCGAGUGCUAUCAAACUGCAGACAACUGGUGUACCAAGCGACAGAUUUUAUCAAUAUUGGCCCGUAACAUGACAAAGCAAAGACUACUGCAACUGAUUCCAGGGCUCACCAUAUACCGGAUAGAUGCAGCCAGAAAGCAUGCCAAGGAAAGUGGUGGAGGGCAACCUGUGGAGUUGGAGCCAAUAACACGAUCAAGACUACAAAAGACCAAGGUUGAUCACUUCAUUCAAUUCAUCUCACGCCCAGAGUUUGUUCAAGACGUUGCAUUUGGGACCAGGAGACUGAAACUCACUCAAGGAGAAAAGAUUGAAAUCCCAAAUGUUGUACGAACUGUUGUCGUGUCUCGUCUUGUUGAUCUAUAUCAAGUUUACUGUCACGAGACUGGAUUCACUCCACUGGGUCGUAGCUCACUGUUCAGUAUCACUCAGGUUUGUGCUGCUGCCAAGAAGAAAUCUCUCUCCGGUCUGGAUAAUAUUGCUGCCGAGGCCUCUGAAGGGUUUGAUGCAAUGGACAGAUUGAUAGGAUUGCUUGGUGAAUUUGGUGAGUUUUCUACCGCACUCAAUCAACAGCUGCAUUUUCACUGGCUUUUCAAGUUCGUGGGUAGAUGAGCACAAAUCUAGACUCCGAAGCGUCCGCCAAUACCUUAAAUCUGACUUCAAACUCCAUGUUGAGGAAAACAGUCCUUGUCCUGAUCACUGUUGGACUUACGC
This is a messenger RNA of Patiria miniata (bat star), 1665 nucleotides long. RefSeq lists its product as uncharacterized. The coding region runs from base 7 to 1563 and encodes 518 amino acids. The record is from RefSeq and is a predicted model, not a curated record. The transcript is spliced from 6 exons. Lineage: Eukaryota; Metazoa; Echinodermata; Asteroidea; Valvatida; Asterinidae.